GCGCAGUACACACGCGAGGCCUGGGGCGAUGGACCCGUUUACCGAGAAGUUGCUAGAACGAACCCGUGCCAGACGAGAGAAUCUCCAGAGAAAAAUGGCGGAGAGGCCUGUGGCGGCAGCAAGGUCAGCGCAUGCGAAGCGAGGCAGAGAGCCACUUUCAGAAGCGAGUAAUCAGCAGCCGCUACCUGGGGGCGAAGAGAAAUCUUGUACAAAACCAUCACCAUCAAAAAAACGUUGUUCUGGCAAAACUGAAGUGGAGGCUUCGGACCUAGAAAAUAAAGAACCUGUUGAGUCAACUGCUGCAAAACCAUGUUCUCCAAAGCCUGCACCCCGUCAGGUGCAGCCCCCAGCUCCAGCUGCCGGCAGUGAUUCAGCGGCGGCCCCAGCCUCGCUGCCCAGCAUGGGCAGAGGGCUGAACUCAAGAUCAGAAGCAUCCACUGCCUCAGUUAAAACCCGCAUGCAAAAACUUGCAGAGCAGCGCCGCCAUUGGGAUAGCGACAUAGCAGAUGAUGUAUCAGAAAGCUCACACUUCUCACCAAUGCCAUCUAAGGAAAAGGCUACCUCACCUUCCAAGCCACCCCUUUCAAAUGCCUCAGCUACCCCAGUUGGGAGAAGGGGCCGUCUGGCUAACCUUGCUGCUACGAUUUGCUCCUGGGAAGAUGAUGUCAGCCACUCAUCUGCAAAGCAAAAUAGUGUACAAGAGCAGCCUGGUACUGCUUGUUUAUCCAAAUCUUCCUCUGCAAGCGGAACAUCUGCUAGCAUCAAUAGUAGCAGUGUUCAGCAGGAAGCUACAUGCUGUUCCCAAAGGGACGGCAAUGCUGCUGUCAGUAAAGCCCCAUCUUCGAGUGCUGACGACGGGUCAUCGCUUAAAGCCUCAGUGGCCAGCUCCGUGAAAGCGACAUCUUCCCCUGUGAAAUCUGCUGCAUUCAUCACCAGUACUAAAAACCGUGAUGCGCAAAAUCCUGAGCUACUUCACAAAACUGUUAGUCCUCUGAAAACAGAGGCACCGAAACCUAGUGAGAAGCCCACUUUAUCCCAGGCGGUUAAGCCCAAAGAAGCAGCUAACAGAGAAGUUUGUCUGCAGUCCCAACCCAAGGACAAACCUGCAACACCAGGAGGAAGAGGAAUUAAGCCUUUCCUGGAACGCUUUGGAGAACGUUGUCAAGAACACAGUAAAGAAAGUCCAGCUUAUAGAGCAUCCCAUAGAACCCCUAAUAUCACUCCAAAUACAAAGGCCAUCCAGGAACGAUUAUUCAAGCAAAACACAUGUUCAUCUACUACCCAUUUAGCACAGCAGCUCAAACAGGAACGCGAAAAAGAACUCUCAUGUCUUCGGGGUCGAUUUGACAAGGGAAAUUUAUGGAGUGCAGAAAAGGAUGAAAAGUCAAGAAGCAAACAGCUAGAAACCAAGCAGGAAGUUCACUGUCAGAACACUCCCCUCAAGAAACAUCAAAUUGGUUCAAGCACCCCGUCGACUUCUAUAACAGACAAGGUGGCUGAAAAUCAACCGGCAGUGAAGAUUUCUAGCACAGAGCCUGCAGGUUCCACAGAAAGUGAAAUGACAAAGUCCAGCCCUUUGAAAAUAACAUUGUUUUUGGAAGAGGAAAAGUCCUUAAAGUUAGCAUCAGACCCGAAGGCUGAACAGAAGACCGAAGUAGUGCGUGAAAUUGAGAUGAGUGUGGAUGAUGAGGAUAUCAAUAGCUCCAGAGUCAUUAAUGACAUCUUUAGUGAUGUCCUAGAGGAAGGUGAACUGGAUGUGGAAAAGAGCACAGAGGAGAUGGAGCAGGUGGGAGCAGAAGACAGUGAAGAGCAGGAAGAUGCACUGAACAUCUCUUCAAUGUCCUUGCUUGCCCCGUUAGCUCAGACGGUUGGUGUGGCAGGUCUAGAGAAUGUAAUUUCUUCACCUAAAUUGGAAUUGGGAGAUACUAGCGCAAGUGCUGCAAGUCCCAAGCCGGGGAAAUUCCAGAGAACCCGCGUCCCUCGAGCUGAAUCUGGUGAUAGCCUUAGUUCUGAGGACCGUGACCUUCUUUAUAGCAUUGAUGCAUAUAGGUCUCAGAGAUUCAAAGAGACAGAACGCCCUUCCAUAAAGCAAGUGAUUGUUCGAAAAGAAGAUGUUACUUCAAAAUUGGGUGAAAAGAAUAAUGUCUUCUCUUCUCAAGUCAAUAUCAAACAGAAAAUGCAGGAGCUCAAUAAUGACAUAAAUUUGCAGCAGACAGUGAUCUAUCAGGCCAGCCAGGCUCUGAACUGCUGUGUUGAUGAAGAGCAUGGGAAAGGGUCCCUAGAAGAAGCCGAAGCAGAAAGACUCCUUCUGAUUGCAACUGAGAAGAGAGUGCUUCUGAUUGAUGAACUGAACAAGCUGAAGGGGGAAGGCCCUCAGAGGCGACAGAAGGCUGCUUCCAUAGUGCAGAGCGAAUGUGUUCCAUCUAAAGGCUCAGUCACUUUGUCAGACAUCUGCUUGCCUCUGAAAGCAGAUUUUGUCUGCAGCCCUGCUCAGAAACCAGAUGCAUCAAAUUACUACUACCUAAUUAUGCUGAAGGCUGGAGCUGAGCAGAUGGUGGCCACGCCGCUAGCAAGUACUGCAAACUCUCUGAGUGGGGACGCGCUGGCAUUUCCCACUACGUUUACUCUGCAUGAUGUUUCCAAUGACUUUGAAAUAAAUGUUGAAGUGUACAGCUUGGUACAAAAGAAAGAUUCCUCAGGCCCGGAUAAGAAGAAGAAAGCAUCCAAAUCCAAGGCUAUUACUCCAAAGAGACUCCUCACGUCUAUAACUUCAAAAAGCAGCCUUCAUUCUUCAGUUCUGGCCAGUCCAGGAGGUCUCAGUGCUGUGCGCACCAGCAACUUCACCCUUGUUGGAUCUCACAAGCUGUCCUUAUCUUCCGUUGGAGAAACUAAGUUUGCUUUGGACAAGGUACCUUUCUUAUCUCCUUUGGAAGGUCACAUCUGUUUAAAAAUAAGCUGUCAAGUGAAUUCAAGUGUUGAGGAGAAAGGUUUUCUAACCAUAUUUGAAGAUGUUAGUGGCUUUGGUGCCUGGCAUCGAAGAUGGUGUGUUCUCUCUGGAAACUGUAUCUCUUACUGGACAUACCCAGAUGAUGAGAGGCGAAAGACUCCCAUAGGAAGGAUAAACCUGGCCAAUUGUAUCAGUCAUCAAAUAGAACCAGCCAAUAGAGAAUUUUGUGCAAGACGCAACACUCUGGAGUUAAUUACUGUCCGACCACAAAGAGAAGACGACCGAGAGACUCUUGUGAGCCAAUGCAGGGACACGCUCUGUGUCACCAAGAACUGGCUCUCUGCAGAUACUAAAGAAGAGCGGGAUCUCUGGAUGCAGAAACUUAACCAGGUCAUUGUUGAUAUUCGCCUCUGGCAGCCUGAUGCUUGCUACAAGCCUGUCGGAAAGCCUUAAACUGAGGCAGCUCCCAUACCGUGGAGAGGCUUGCUAGCUGUGUCAAAAGCUGUCUUAAGAAGACACUGUUAAAAGCACCAGAUUUGCGAAUUGUGUUUUAUGCUUUAAAUAUAAAAGGGUUUGUGCAAAUAUUCACUACAUAUUGUGCAGUAUUUAUAUUUUUUCUAUGUAAAACUUCACGCAGUUUCUCUUGCAUUCAUAAGUGUUUGUUAAACACUUAUGUUUAACAAACAUAAGUGUUUAACAAACACUUAUGAUGUUCAUGAUAAUUGAUUUUGCUAAAUCUAAAGCUAAGAGUCAGUUAAUUCAUGGCAAAACAUAUCUAUUGUAAUCAAGUUCUGAGUUGUCUUUUGGAGCUGUGGGUUUUGAGGUAUUAAGGUCUCCUGGAGAUAACAAACAGAAACAUCUAGUUUGAGUUCUGCUCCAGCUUCGGUGGCUUUUUUAAAAAGUUGUGGUCAUUGAUGGCUCUUAAUAUGGCUUGUGGCUGGAGUACUGAAUGCAGAGAUUGGAAAAGACAAACAAAAGCUUGCUAGUUUAAUAUGAACUUGAGGCUGCUUUCUGAAGAGACGUGGAUGUGGUGACACUAUGUGGCAUUUGGGGCUAAAAUAUUUUAUAUAGAAGCAUUAAGAGUCACAUGGCUUGCUUUCACUCCGUUUCUAUGGAUGCCGUGUGGUGCACAUUUCCACAGUAAUGGGCUUUAGUAAAUAGUCAUUUUGCCAUAUAGCUUAGAGAUUUCUCAUUGACCUAUUAUUUUUCUCUUAUAAUAAGAACAAAUGUAAACUGAAGAAUAUUUACAUAAGAUUUACAAUUUUACCAAGCUGCUGUGGACUAUUACUUUGCUUGCCAAAGUUCUUAUCUGUUUUUUUUUCUUGUCCAUAUAUGACAAUUUCUAGAAAUCUGUUUUGAGAUCACUGAAAAAAUAGUAAGCCAUGUAUUACCUUUAAAAGCCCAAUACCUUCUUGCAACUUAGAAUUAUUUAAAUUCAUGGCUUUAAUUUUUAAAUAGAGUUUGAAUUUCUUCUGUAUUAAUUAUUGAUGUUUUCAUUUAUAAACACUAAAUUCUAUCA
This is a messenger RNA of Psammomys obesus (fat sand rat), 4466 nucleotides long. It is a transcript of the gene Anln, whose product is annotated as anillin, actin binding protein. Gene Ontology annotation, biological process: septin ring organization; mitotic cytokinesis; actomyosin contractile ring assembly. The record is from RefSeq and is a predicted model, not a curated record. Bases 29 to 3400 code for a protein of 1123 amino acids. Gene Ontology annotation, cellular component: actomyosin contractile ring. The transcript has 24 exons. NCBI's taxonomy places the organism in Eukaryota, Metazoa, Chordata, Mammalia, Rodentia, Muridae.